AUGUCUCUAGCCUUGGAUGAGCAGACCCUCCAACAUGUGGCCAGCAAUGGCGAGAUGGACUAUGAAAAAUGGCCGGCCAUCAUCGAACCACUGCUCCAACGACUCAAUGAGAUCGUGUAUACCGAAUUUCCUAUGCCACGGCCAUAUCCAAUAAUAAAUCGGCCGGCUCCUUCUUCGCCAACUCAAACACAGCCGACUCAGAUGGGUGAUUCCAAUCCCAUCUCGCAGACACCAUCGACACCUGUGCGGACCCUUCCUCCCGUUCCACCCUUUCCAACCUCAUCAGCAACCUCAACAAGCCAUGUGCCUGAUUCACUUCCUCCGUCCCAAGACGCUGAGGUUACCGCCCUGCAUGAACUCCCUGCCCUGCUGUUGCAGAUUCUCAAUAGCGUAAUCCAUACCCUUCGAUCAUCAUUCUCAGAAAGACCACCUCAUACAAUACAGCGUUUGGCAGAGCUCAUCCUAUACCCUACUAAACAUUACAAAACCCUCCCUGCGUGGUUGCGGGCCAUCGACCGAGUCGUCAGUGUUAGCAGUCCUGCGGAUAUUUUCCCACUUUCCGAAACUCCCCCUGUGGUGAAUGGUGUCAAUGGGGAUGGGGGUGGGGGGAUCCUUUGGAAUAAUGGCGACGUGCGCCACGGUUAUGACAGCAAUUCGCUGGGCAGUGAUGAGAGUCUAGGCGGCGCGCUCCUGACGCCGAUACCGUGGCUGCGGAAUGGGAUCAAUGGUGGCGAGGAUUCUGGAGAAGAUUCAGGUCCGCUGGAUUCAAACACCAGUACCAGCACAGAUUGCCUGGAUGACUCGUUCAUCUUGCCAGUAACACAGGGCGAUGCAGAGUCGUUGGUACCGGAAAGGCCAGAUGGCGCGGUUACCCAAGGCGAGUUGAUCCGCAUGGAACAAGAGGCUGGCGUGGUGCCUGUGACCCGGAACCCACCAGAGACACACGUGAGCGGGACGAUGGAAGAGAAUUCGCUCAUUGAUGAAGGGGAUGUGGUGCCUCACGCCCGUGGGCCUGACCUCGUAGGCUCUGUGGAUAUGGGCAGGGUCGACGGUCAAGACGUGGAAAUUCACAUUGGAAGCCCUCCCAGCGAAGAAGGACAAGAGAGGGCAAUAGAUGCGAAUGAUGCACAGACAGUCCUUCCGGGAGAAACUCAUACUUUGGGUUCUACACCUACAAGUGCAAUAUCGGUAAGCGGACCUGGAUCAGCGGCUGAUUCCGAUGAUUUCGAAAUCGUGCUCAAGGACGCCGUUGAGGGCGGCGAUGCGGAUGCCAUGCAAGUCGAUGAGAGGCGCGGAGAUGGCGAGAAGCAGCAGAAGUCACAGUCGCCCACGGAAGACGGCGACAUCGUUCUUGUGGAUGCGGACGGAAAGACCGACGACGAGAUCGAAUCAAAGGCCGAAAACUCGGGCGAGAACGUCGGACCGGAUGCUGUGGAUGCCAGUACUGUGACUUGA
This is a messenger RNA of Fonsecaea erecta, 1455 nucleotides long. RefSeq lists its product as hypothetical. The transcript is spliced from 4 exons. NCBI's taxonomy places the organism in Eukaryota, Fungi, Ascomycota, Eurotiomycetes, Chaetothyriales, Herpotrichiellaceae. Gene Ontology annotation, molecular function: protein phosphatase regulator activity. The coding region runs from base 1 to 1455 and encodes 484 amino acids. Gene Ontology annotation, biological process: protein dephosphorylation. Gene Ontology annotation, cellular component: protein phosphatase 4 complex; nucleus; cytoplasm. The record is from RefSeq and is a predicted model, not a curated record.